Molecule: messenger RNA, 732 nt
Organism: Pollicipes pollicipes
Lineage: Eukaryota; Metazoa; Arthropoda; Thecostraca; Pollicipedomorpha; Pollicipedidae
Gene: DENR
Product: density-regulated protein
Exons: 6
Coding region: 113-649 (178 amino acids)
Biological process (GO): translation reinitiation; formation of translation preinitiation complex
Molecular function (GO): translation initiation factor activity; mRNA binding
Source: RefSeq, a predicted model, not a curated record
GCUGUCUCUACCCUAGGGCCUUGGUCUCGACCAGCUUGGAAGAGUUGUGUGGAUCAGUUGGGGUUCAUUAAAGUACGUAUUAUUGACAUAAGAUAAUAUACAGUGGUUGGACAUGGCUGAAGUUGACCUGCCGUCAGGCCCACAGGAUGGAGUGGAAUACCCUCUUACCCUCCACUACUGUGGAAACUGCAGCAUGCCACUGGAGUACUGCGAGUUCUACCCACAAUAUGAGAAAUGCAAAGAAUGGCUUGAGCAGAAUCUGCCAGAUGAAUUUGACAAAAUGCUAAAGCUGAAUGACGGCAAAGAUGACGGAGAUGACGAGAAAAAACGCCAGAAGAGGGGCGGGAAAGGAAUGAUGAGAGCUAAGAAGAAGGAAGAAGUCGAGAAAAAGAUCUGCCUAUCGCGCGCACCACGGGGGAAAAGGAAGUCUGUGACCGUCAUCACCGGACUCAGCACGUUUGGCAUAGACCUGAAGGUGGCCUCUAAGUUUUUCGCCAACAAGUUCUCGUGCGGCUCGUCGGUGACGGGCAACGGUGACGAGAUCGUGGUACAGGGUGACGUUAAGGACGACCUGUUUGACAUCCUGCCCGACAAGUGGGAGGAGAUUGAUGAAGAUCUCAUCGAUGACCUGGGCGAUCAGAAGCGGUGAAGCAGUUCCCUACGCUUCUGUGAUGUGGAUGAGGUGCCCAAUAUGCCUUGUUCGGCAGCCACAACAAUAAAUUAAGGCUCACA